GAUUACAGUGGUAAAGGUCAAAGUUGAAGUAUACAGAUACUUUGAAAGAGGGAAAGAAUUGGAACCUGAAGGAAGUAGGAACUGCAAUUUCUCAUUCCGUGUUUUUCUCAGAUUUUGCGUGCAAAACUAGGGAGAACCCUAGUCUCUGUGAAUGCUCUACUGCGUUCUUCAAUUUCUUCUCCAAAGAUCGUUUCUUUUUCACGCAUUUCUCAACUCAAAAGGUUGGCACAACUUUUUAUGGUUCUGUUUGUAGAUUCUAGGGUGGCUGAGGGAAGAUAUAUUGUUAUUACAAUUUCAUGGAUGAGAUAUAUAUUAUUAGUUCGUCAGAUGAUGAUGAGUUGGAGGAGAUAGAUGUUCAAAAGAGAACUCUUCCAACAACUAAUGAAAGGAGUUCAGAUUAUGGUCGGCGGCAUACUUCAACAGGGGCUAAUAGUUCAAACCUAAGUUCUUCUAGUUUGUAUAAUCAUUCACAAAGCAAACCUCUUACACUACCUGUGUCCAGUACCAAUGCACUAAACCACAGAAUUGUGCGAAGAGAUGAACCUUCAUACCAUGCUCAGAAUGGAAAUACAAGUCCGCAACAACCAGUUAAUUCCCGAAUUUCAAAGUCUCAUGGUGCAGAUUAUGAGAAAAUGUCAUCUCAUCAAGCUUUCAAGAGGACCCUUCCUUCAACUCUUCAGCCUUCUGUAACAAGGGCUCUUCCUUCUCCUUUAUAUGCACCAGACAUCCGAUUAAGCAACUUAAAAGAUAGCACAGACAAUAGUCAUCUUCAUGAUACAUAUAAGAAUCGUCGCCAGGGAAUAGGGCCUAGCAUAUCCGGUGAUAGGGCCUACAUUCGUGAUAGUUUUAUCAGGGGCUAUGACGAAGGUCAUUUAUUGUAUCAAAAUGGUGGGAACAGGAUUCUUCCAUCAUCUUUGGUGCUUGGAAAGGCCAUAACUCCACAAACUUUGAAUGUCACAUAUAGUGAAUCUGCAUAUCGUUCUGGAAUAGGUGAUGAAAGGUCUGCCGAAAAUGACGAGAGACUUAUUUAUGAGGCAGCAUUACAGGAUAUCAGUCAACCUAAAACAGAAUAUGACUUACCUGCUGGUGUAUUGUCUGUCUCUCUUCUGAGACAUCAGAAAAUUGCAUUGGCUUGGAUGCUUCAGAGGGAAACCAAAAGUUUGCAUUGCUUGGGGGGGAUUUUGGCUGAUGAUCAGGGUCUUGGAAAGACAGUAUCAAUGAUUUCCCUCAUUCUGGCAUUGAGGUCAUUACAGUCAAAAUCAAAAACAGAUGAUGUGUUCAAUCAUAAAACUGAAGCUUUGAAUUUGGAUGACGAUGAUGACAAUGGUGGUAUAGAUGUGGAAAAGCAUAAAAAUAGUAUGGAAGCUGAUGAUUUGUUUCCUAGUAGAGAACCUAGCAGUUCAACACAGACACCUGGUAGAAAAAGGCCAGCUGCUGGUACCCUAGUUGUCUGCCCUGCCAGUGUUAUGCGACAGUGGGCCAGGGAACUUGAUGAGAAAGUUGGAGAUGAAAAGCUUUCUGUUUUAGUUUAUCAUGGGGGCAGUAGGACUAAGAAUCAUGUUGAACUUGCAAAAUUUGAUGUGGUUCUAACAACAUACUCUAUUGUGACUAAUGAAGUUCCUAAGCAACCAUUAGUUGAGGAUGACGAUAUUGAGGACAAAAAUGGGGAAAGAUUUGGGUUAUCUUCUGAGUUUUCUGUUAAAAAAAGGAAAAAACAAUUUAACGGAAAUAAGAAGGGUAAAAAGGGUAGAAAAGGAAUUGACAGUUCUACGGAAUGUGGUUCUGGUCCUCUUGCAAAAGUAGGUUGGUUUAGGGUUAUUCUAGAUGAGGCUCAAACAAUAAAAAAUCACAGAACUCAGGUGGCUAGAGCUUGCUGCAGCCUUAGAGCCAAAAGAAGGUGGUGCUUAUCUGGAACACCUAUUCAAAAUACUAUUGAUGAUUUGUAUAGCUACUUUAGAUUCCUGAAGUAUGAUCCUUAUGCUGUAUAUAAAUCAUUCUACAACACCAUAAAGGUUCCUAUAUCCCGAGAUUCCAUUCAAGGUUACAAGAAACUUCAAGCAGUUUUAAGGGCCAUAAUGCUACGUCGUACAAAAGGAACUUUGCUUGAUGGGAAGCCAAUAAUCAAUUUGCCUCCUAAAACAAUUGAGCUCAGUAAAGUGGAUUUCUCCAUUGAGGAGCGAGCCUUCUAUACUAAGUUGGAAUCAGACUCACGCAAUCAAUUUAAUGCAUAUGCUGCUGCUGGGACAGUCAAUCAAAACUAUGCUAAUAUUCUUUUAAUGCUCUUACGUCUCCGACAGGCUUGUGAUCAUCCACGUCUUGUUAAAGAUAUUGAUUCUGAUCCUGUUGGGAAGGAUUCUGUUGAAAUGGCAAAAACUCUUCCAAGGGAAUUGCUGAUUAAUCUGUUUAGUUGUUUGGAUGCAACCUUUACUAUCUGUCAUGUUUGCAAUGUGAGUUAAGUUCAGAUGCUAUAUUUUUUGGUAUUUGUGUCAUUUGUUAUGAAUAUGAUGGUACUCUAGAUCCUUUUGGUUAUAUCUUAUAUAAGUUAUGGUGUUUUCUUCCUAUAUUGUGCGAUUUUUAACAUUUGGAAGUGGACUUUUAACUGAAAUUUGUAUGGGUAUUUUUUUAGGAGUAUGGUGCAUUUUGCACUUCCCAUGGACGUUGUUUGUUUACUAAAUUGGGUUAAGUUGAACACCUGUGUUCUAUUUAAGUAAUGUGAAUAUAGUUAUGAGUUUAGCAAAAGUUGUUGGUUUUUCAAAAAUAGACAUGUUUAUUAUCCCAAACAAAUAAGAAAUAGUUUUAGGGAAAUGCUUUUCUAUUUAAAGAUGUUUUAGUAGUGCAGGAAAACAUCCACAACUGUCAAUUGCAUCUCAAUGCAUUUCACACCUAAUUGUUUUUAAUCUUAAGUUUACUGCUGUUAUCCGUGUCUC
Molecule: messenger RNA, 2927 nt
Organism: Vigna umbellata (rice bean)
Lineage: Eukaryota; Viridiplantae; Streptophyta; Magnoliopsida; Fabales; Fabaceae
Source: RefSeq, a predicted model, not a curated record